This is a messenger RNA of Alosa alosa (allis shad), 2191 nucleotides long. Its product is annotated as mannose-binding protein A-like. The record is from RefSeq and is a predicted model, not a curated record. Lineage: Eukaryota; Metazoa; Chordata; Actinopteri; Clupeiformes; Clupeidae. The coding region runs from base 620 to 1441 and encodes 273 amino acids. The transcript has 4 exons.
GCCAGUUAUUUCAUGGAUCCCUUGGCCUUUGGAAUUAAAAUAGCCCCACAUCAUAUAUCUUCACCAUACCUCAAGAUUGGCAUGGUUUUAUUUCCUUAGCCUAAUAGCUGGUUUGAUUUGCAUUGAGAGAUGAUCUUAUGGAAUGUGGGCUUCUGAAAUCCUACAUCUGGCAUCUGGGGCAGUCUUGGGCAGGCUUUCCUUUUCUUUCUUAAGGUUUUAGGUAUACCAUACAGAUUUGAAAAUAACUCAAAUAACUGUCUUUAAACAGUCCACAUCCAUGCAUAUGUGAGUGUGAAUUAUUAUUAUUAUUAUUAUUAUUAUUAUUAUUACAUUAUUAUGGUACACUGUACAAAGCUUUGUUAAACACCUUUCACCUCUGUGUUCCUGGAAAAAUAGAUAUAACAAAGAGGAAAGAGCUAAAGAGGGAACCCAUUUGAAGGACAUAUCUAGAGAUAAUGUUCCAAAAUAGUUUAGUAGCAAAUAGAGUCACCAACUCAAAGAAAUUCAAAACAAAACAGGAAAAACAUUCAUACUUCCUUCUGAGAAUCAUAUCAAAGCAUUCUUCCUGCUAGUUAAAUGACCCUGACAUUGUCUUGGUCAGGUCACCGUCUCAAUACUGAUGGUCUGUAUAAAUAUGAUUAAGUCAGCUGCUGCCCAGUGUCACUCUGUCACAGCCAUGGCUCUGUCCACUCUUCACCUCACUGUGCUUUGCUUUGCGCUUCUGCUGUGUCUGAUUGGUGGAGCACAGACUGAGGUUCCGCCCAGUUGCUUGGCCUCGGCUGGUGUCCCUGGCAACCCUGGACACAAUGGGCUCCCAGGCAGAGAUGGCAGGGAUGGAAAAGAUGGGAGAGAAGGAGUUUCAGGAUCCAAGGGGGACAGAGGAGACCCAGGUGUGCCAGUCCCAGGACUGCCGGGUAAGAUGGGUCCUGCUGGGCCAAAAGGUUCUAAAGGAGAGAAUGGGGUGAUGGAAAUACCAGAGUCUGCUGAUGUUUUGAUGAAGUCCUUAAAGACAGAUAUUCAGACUAUGGGAUCCAGAUUGUCUACUGUAGAAAAAGCCAUGGGCUUCCGCAUCAUCAGGAGAGUAGGAAUGAAAUAUUAUGUGACUGAGGGGUUGCAAGACGAUUUUGAUGCUGGUCUGAGAUUCUGCAGAGAUGCUGGAGGUGAUCUUGUGUUGCCUAAAAAUGAAGAGGAGAACAACGUUCUUGUGAAGAUGCUACAAGUGUUAGAGGCGCCAAUAGGGUGGAUAAGAACAACAGACAGGAAGACUGAAGGGAUCUUCCUGGACACAGAUAACAGCACCCUGAGCUUCACUAAAUGGAAACCAGGAGAGCCCAAUGACCAUAACAAUAAUGAGGACUGUAGUAUGGUCUAUACAGCCACAGGCCUCUGGAAUGAUAUUCUCUGUGAUAGAAAAUACCACAUAGUAUGUGAAAUAAGCUAAAGAACAACAAUGCACUGCUGAUUUAGCUUGAUUGCUGUGUUAGCCAAAGAGUUAACGACUAUCCUGUUUGUCUCAGUAGCGGAGGUGAUUUUCUAAGUUAUGCAUCCUAUUAAUGUUAUAAUGCUAUUCCACCUUUUGAGUGACUUUGUUAAUUUCAGUGUCUGACCCACUAAGAUGUCAAGAAAUUAUCCGAUUUAUGUUAAAAUUAAAAUUGUAUUUACACAGGCUCACUUAUUUAAUCAAAAUUCAUGUUAGAGGACAAACAAAAAAUAUUAAUUUAAUAGAGCAAUAUUUCUAACUUUGUUGUCAUAUUUAUAUCUAUCCUUAUAUGGUGACAUACAAUUUUUUGGUGUCAAGAAUAGAGGUAAACAGUGUAUUGAUCAUUGUGUAAAUCCUAAUUAUUCACUUCAACAUUGCACAGCUGCUAAUGGGAUCACACAGAUGCAGUAGCAGUGGGAAAAUCUGUUUCUUUUUUUGCUAGAUUAUUAAUUGCAAGUAGGUUUGUAUUAUGAUCCCAGUGUUUAAGCCCUGUGUAUGUGUAUUGAUCAUUUAAUGAAAAUAAAAACCAAAAAGUUCAGAGACUGGAUUGACACUUUUAUUGCCUAUUGGCGAGAUGAAGACAUGACUAGACAAUAUCUGACAAAGAAGAGACCAAGGCCUUGGAUGUUCAUGUGAAGACUUGUGUUCAGAUUUAGACUGGUCUCAUGAAUACCUCUAUCUGAAAUAAAGGAUAAAAUAGUGCUCUGUUAA